Molecule: messenger RNA, 1372 nt
Organism: Danio rerio (zebrafish)
Lineage: Eukaryota; Metazoa; Chordata; Actinopteri; Cypriniformes; Danionidae
Source: RefSeq, a predicted model, not a curated record
AAGUUAAUACUGUUGUUCAUCUCUCGGGUAUUGCUCGAUUACAUGAAGUGCUUGCUCUAAUACCUUCAGCGACUACUGUAAGCAGCAGACAGACAUGCAAAUUACGGAGCUAGAGCCACAACCACUGGCCUUAGAAAAGACGGAGUAAAAUAACUCAAUAUCUUUAGUAGACAGGCUGACAGACUGACUGACUGGGGGAGGUGAAUGCGCUAUUCUUGUAUCAGUAAAGAGCCUGCGUUAAAUAACCAGGACGCAGAACGCAGACAGCAGAGGUGAGGCAAACAAACGGCCCUUGCCAGAGAGGAGACUGCAACUCGUGCGUCGUAAAUAUAUCGCGUUCAGAGAUGAAAGUGAAGCAAGGCUGCGACGCGGGAGUCCCGUACACGACUGAGGAGGAUUUGUUAAAUAGCCCAGAAAUAACGCCGGAGGAUGUACUCGGGCUGCAGAAGAUCACAGACAAUUACCUCUGCGGUCCAGAGCAGAACGUCCACAAGAUCGACUUCACUAGGUUUAAAAUCCGAGACAUGGAGACCGGCACGGUUCUCUUUGAGAUCACCAAACCACCAACCUCUGAGACUGGGGAGGACAGAAUGGACUUUGAGCAGAACGCUGGAAGAUUUGUGCGUUACCAGUUCACCCCGGCCUUCCUCAGACUGCGGCAGGUUGGAGCCACGGUCGAGUUCACCGUAGGCGAUUCUCCCAUCAACAACUUCCGCAUGAUCGAGAGGCAUUAUUUCCGUGGGCAGUUGCUAAAGAGCUUCGACUUUGAGUUUGGUUUCUGCAUCCCGAGCAGCAAGAACACCUGCGAACACAUCUACGAGUUCCCACCGCUGUCUGAAGACAUAAUGCGUGAAAUGAUUCUUCACCCCUAUGAGACACAAUCCGACAGCUUUUAUUUUGUGGACAACAAGCUUGUAAUGCACAAUAAGGCCGAUUAUUCUUACAAUGGAGGACCGUAGGGGAUAUAUGACAUCAUGAAAUCUGCAAUGAUUUGCUGUGGACUGGCACAGAAACAUCUACUGGAAGUGGCACUUAUUCAACACCCAAUGCUCUUCAAAAUAAAGGUUCCAAAGAUGUGUUUUAUCAAUAGUAGAAUUAGUGAACAGCUCUUUACUUAGCAACUGUUGUCCAUAAAGAAUGAUGGAAAUGUUCUUUAGAUAAUAAAGUUCUUCGUGGAACCAUAGAUGCCAGUACAGAACCUUUAUUUUUAAGAGUGCAAACUCAGGAUUUUUGUGUAUGUGUGAGGCAGAGGAAACAAUACUUUCAAAAAGGGCCUGCUUUUUUUCCCCAUUACAAUCAUGUAGAGUAUGUGACAAUUGUGUCUCUUUUGGAGUAUGUGAGUGUGUCUGUGCAUUAAAGGUGCUGUAUGUAC